AUGUCAGUGGUGAGCUCCAUGACGUUCCCGAAGCCGCUCCACAUGCGCUCUCCAGUCUCGCAGGGACGUCGACACACGCUGCCGGCCAGCGAGUUCCGCUCCCUCAGCCCUGAAGACGCCAUCAGCGUAUUUGAGAUCGAGAGAGAAGCAUUCAUCUCAGUGUCUGGUGAGUGCCCUCUCCUGCUGGAUGAGGUACGUCAUUUCCUGACGCUGUGUCCCGAGCUGUCACUGGGCUGGUUCGAGGAAGGACGUCUGGUGGCUUUCAUUAUCGGCUCACUGUGGGACCGAGAGAGACUUAACAUGGAUGCCCUGACCCUCCACAAGCCUCACGGCAUGACGGUCCACAUCCACGUCCUGGCUGUCCACCGCACCUUCCGCCAACAGGGCAAAGGUUCAAUCCUGAUGUGGCGCUACCUGCAGUACCUCCGCUGCUUGCCAUACGUUCGGCGAGCUGUGCUCAUGUGCGAGGACUUCCUGGUUCCCUUCUACCAGAAGUCCGGUUUCAAGGUGCAGGGCCCCAGUGAGAUCACAGUCGGGCCACUCACCUUCACUGAAAUGCUCUACCCGGUCAGGGGCCAUGCCUUCAUGCGUCGCAACAGUGGAUAUUGAGACUUGGGACUUUUUUUUUUCUCAGGAUGGAUACCAGUGGCAGGCCCCUGGUUGGAAAAGGAACAGUUUAAGAGACAUUAGGCUCAGUGAUCAUCUCUUUAAAACAUAGACAUUUUUAAAAAACAUUGCUUUAGAGAAAGGUCUAAAAGAAUGCAUCCAUUAGGAAAAAUAUUAGGUUUUAUAUUUUCUUUUUUUUUUUAUAUCUUUAUAUUGCAUUUGAUAAAUGCUGGACAUUUACUAUCAGUUUUCUAUGUACAGUACAGUGGACAUAUGCCCCAAUACUUCUGUCCAUAUAGUUUAUCCAAGCCAUGCAGCCACAAGUCUAUAAAGAGGCUGGAAUAAUUCAGAUCUAUUAAACACUACCAUUUAAAGAACAUACAAAAGAGCACAAUAGUCGAUGAUUUCUUAAUGUCGCUUAUCCUGAUAAGCCAUUCAAGCUUCUUGCCUUCUCUGUUUGUAAAGAUACUCAGCCUCUGUGCCUGCUGAAGUCUUGAAUCAAGACAAAUGUGGUUGAAAUAGUUUUGUAAUGUUUUGUUCUGAAGAUAAUAAAGAAUAUAUUUUCGAGUU
This is a messenger RNA of Syngnathus typhle (broad-nosed pipefish), 1176 nucleotides long. It is a transcript of the gene aanat1, whose product is annotated as arylalkylamine N-acetyltransferase 1. Gene Ontology annotation, cellular component: cytoplasm. NCBI's taxonomy places the organism in Eukaryota, Metazoa, Chordata, Actinopteri, Syngnathiformes, Syngnathidae. The coding region runs from base 1 to 609 and encodes 202 amino acids. Gene Ontology annotation, molecular function: aralkylamine N-acetyltransferase activity. The record is from RefSeq and is a predicted model, not a curated record. Gene Ontology annotation, biological process: circadian rhythm; response to light stimulus. The transcript has 3 exons.